Messenger RNA from Symphalangus syndactylus (siamang), 1850 nucleotides. It is a transcript of the gene GSG1L, whose product is annotated as GSG1 like. Gene Ontology annotation, cellular component: plasma membrane; postsynaptic density membrane. NCBI's taxonomy places the organism in Eukaryota, Metazoa, Chordata, Mammalia, Primates, Hylobatidae. The record is from RefSeq and is a predicted model, not a curated record.
AGCGGCUCCUCGCCGAGGUGCACUCGCGCUCCGGGCUCCGGGCGCGCCGGAGCCGCUCCUCCACCGCCGCCCGCCCCGCCCGCCUGCCCCGCACGCCCCCCGCGCCGCGCCCCCACCCCGGGGUUGGGGGGGCAUGGGCCCGCGCCGCGUCCGCCGCCGCCGAUCGCAGGCACCCGAGCCCCGGGGCGCGGCGGGCAGCGGCCGCUGACGCGGGGCGCCGGCUGCCAACUUCGCGCGCGGAGCUCCCCGGCAGUGCAGUCCCGUCCCGGCGGCGCGGGCGGCAUGAAGACUAGCCGCCGCGGCCGAGCGCUCCUGGCCGUGGCCCUGAACCUGCUGGCGCUGCUGUUCGCCACCACCGCUUUCCUCACCACGCACUGGUGCCAGGGCACGCAGCGGGUCCCCAAGCCGGGCUGCGGCCAGGGUGGGCGCGCCAACUGCCCCAACUCGGGCGCCAACGCCACGGCCAACGGCACCGCCGCCCCCGCCGCCGCCGCCGCCACCGCCUCGGGGAACGGCCCCCCUGGCGGCGCGCUCUACAGCUGGGAGACCGGCGACGACCGCUUCCUCUUCAGGAAUUUCCACACCGGCAUCUGGUACUCGUGCGAGGAGGAGAUCAGCGGGCUUGAGGCAGCCUGGGCUGGAGUGCGUGUUUUGGAGGCAGACAGCCGGGCUGUGGCAGGGCCCAGGGGACAGCUGCCCGACAGUUGGUUGUGCCACACAGCAGGUGAAAAAUGUCGCAGCUUCAUUGACCUGGCCCCAGCGUCGGAGAAAGGGGUCCUGUGGCUGUCUGUGGUCUCCGAGGUGCUGUACAUUCUGCUGCUGGUGGUUGGCUUCAGCCUCAUGUGUCUCGAGCUCUUCCAUUCCAGCAAUGUCAUCGACGGGCUCAAGCUCAAUGCCUUCGCGGCUGUCUUCACGGUGCUCUCAGGCCUUCUGGGAAUGGUCGCCCACAUGAUGUACACGCAGGUGUUCCAGGUCACCGUGAGCCUUGGUCCUGAAGACUGGAGACCCCAUUCCUGGGACUACGGGUGGUCCUUCUGCCUGGCGUGGGGCUCCUUUACCUGCUGCAUGGCAGCCUCUGUCACCACGCUCAACUCCUACACCAAGACGGUCAUUGAGUUCCGGCACAAGCGCAAGGUCUUUGAGCAGGGCUACCGGGAAGAGCCGACCUUCAUAGACCCUGAGGCCAUCAAGUACUUCCGGGAGAGGAUGGAGAAGAGGGACGGGAGCGAGGAGGACUUUCACUUAGACUGCCGCCACGAGAGAUACCCUGCCCGACACCAGCCACACAUGGCGGAUUCCUGGCCCCGGAGCUCUGCACAGGAAGCACCAGAGCUGAACCGACAGUGCUGGGUCUUGGGGCACUGGGUGUGACCAAGACCUCAACCUGGCCCGCGGACCUCAGGCCAUCGCUGGCACCAGCCCCUGCUGCAAGACCACCAGAGUGGUGCCCCCAGAACCCUGGCCUGUGUGCCGUGAACUCAGUCAGCCUGCGUGGGAGACGCCAGGCCUGACCUGCCCAUCACUGCCUGGGUCCCAGGGCCUUGAAAUGGGGCCAGGGCAGGCCCAAGGGAAUGCACGGGGCUGCACAGAGUGACUUUGAGACAGCAGCCCCGGACUCUUGCCAUCGUCACAUGAGGAGCCCUGCUGGGCACAGCUGCGAUGCCAGGAGACACAUGGCCACUGGCCACUGAAUGGCUGGCACCCACAAGCCAGCCAGGUGCCCAGAGGGGCAGAGCCCUAUGCGGGGCAGAGAGUGGCUUCCUGAAGGAGGGGGCAGUGGCUCAGGCACCCCAGGGGUGUCACACAGCAGGCACACAGCAGGGGCUCAAUAAAUGCUUGUUGAACUUGUU